AUGGAGAGCAGCCCCAGCUCUUCGAAACGUCAGCCAGAAAAGUCCCCUGAUCCGGUGAGCAAUUCAUUCUCCUCAGAGUCAAGAAGACCAGAGACGGCGGAGGACGCAGGUGGCUGGCGGGGUCGAGCCCGUACCUUGGCGUUCCAAUCCGCACCCCCUGCUUCACAACAAACACUUGACAAGGCUUUUGACCAGCAGCGACACAGAGGGCGUGGAUGCCUGGGGAACCAUGCACACCCAGCGGGAGCACAAGGGCAGCUUCCGGUAGAGGACCAGGGGCCAGAGAACUGCCGCCCACACCACGUUGCAAGGACCAUUGUCCGCAGAUUAUGGCAUAGCAGAUACUUACAAACCUUCGGGCUCCAAUGGACAAGCUAUUGGGUCAGAAAAUAAGCACAAUCGAUCAUCACGAUACAAUAUAUUUGUGGCCGUUCGAAAAACUUCAUUGUCCUACACCAUGUUCCGGGUGAGGCUACAGCAGGAGUUUCAUCACUGUGUGGAUAGACAUCUCAACAGCAUUCCUAAAGUGCCGGCGAAGUAUCAGUACGCUUUAGAAGUUGCUCUCUGUUGCGAUGCAGUCAUUUAAGGACUACAGUAGGUAGGCUAACCUAUGAAAUGUCAACUAAAAUUCGAGAACCAGUUUCCGAUUCAAAAAACCAAUUAACUGGGGUUGUAAAACUAGUCAGCCUGCAACAUAAUCCUAUAACACUGCAGUUACGUUAGGAUUCUGGCUUUCGAAAGACCUUCCUUCCGACUGCAUGCAAAAACUACACUCACUAAAAAAUGACUACUUAAGUGACAUGGAAGAAGCGAAGAAUACGUAUGCUUUAGAAGUUACUCUCCCUUGCGAUGCAGUCAUUCAAGGAUUAACUCAACCUCACUAAAGGCUAAAGAUAGGGAGAAAAGAUGGACAGCAUAUUACCUAAAAUCCUCGUCAGUUUACAGCACAGACCAUAGGGUGUGGUAGUACGCCUAGGUGCUGGUUCACGAAAUGUAAUCCACCUGCGCCCUCUCGCGCCCCCCAUAUCCUUCACUCUGCCUUGACACCGGGCCCAGGUGGUAUGAAGGAGAAGGAGGAGGAGGAGGUAGAGGAGGAGGAGGAGGAGAAGAAGAAGAAGAAGAAGAAGGAAGAGGCGGAAGAGGCGGAAGAGGAAAGAGUGCGAUAG
Spirometra erinaceieuropaei is the source of this 1166-nucleotide messenger RNA. Lineage: Eukaryota; Metazoa; Platyhelminthes; Cestoda; Diphyllobothriidea; Diphyllobothriidae. The record is from the annotation of a GenBank genome assembly.